Messenger RNA from Phytophthora infestans T30-4, 1113 nucleotides. RefSeq lists its product as uncharacterized. NCBI's taxonomy places the organism in Eukaryota, Oomycota, Peronosporomycetes, Peronosporales, Peronosporaceae. Bases 1 to 1113 code for a protein of 370 amino acids. The record is from RefSeq and is a predicted model, not a curated record. The transcript has a single exon.
AUGCAAGUGGAGGAGUUCAACUCGUACUCGAAGGAGAGACAGGCGGCUCUCAUCUGGCAGCAUUUGUUCGUGGACCGCUCGCCAGUGUCUGAGGCCUGUCGUGGUGUGCUGACGACGCUGCAUUUGCUGGGUCUGGACCAUCUCGUGGCCAAGCGCGACCUCGCUGCGAUUCAGGAAUGGUUCAAGCAACAGGACGCCGACGAGUACGUGGACACGGUCUUCCGUCUCUCUGGGCUCAAGUACGCGGUGAUGACCAACAUUCCGUUCGAACCCGAAGAGGCUCGUCACUGGCUGGGAGACCCAUCCACAAACACGCCUCCGCCUGCCUGGUCUCGCAAGUACUUCCGCUCGGCGUUGCGUGUGGACCAGGUCCUUCUGGGCGACUGGGCGUCUAUCGGCCCCACCCUGGACGUGUUCAAGCUGCCACACACUCUGGCGGGUGUUCGCACUUUACUGGAGAAAUGGAUCGACAUCAUGAAGCCCGAGUACUUCAUGUCGAGUGUACCCAUUUUCUUCGAGUAUCCGGAUGAGAAUGCACCCAAAUCUGCCGCUGACGCUCUGCCGAAUGGUGCCGAGUUGUUGCUGCAGGUUUUGUUGCCUUUGGCCGAGGAGAAAAAGUUGCCGAUCGCACUCAAGUUCGACAGUGUGCGUCCAAUCAACGCUCGCUACGGUGUGGCCGGAGACGGCGUGAAGCCCAGCAACGUGGACAUCCUGAUCAAACUGUGCAACAACUUCCCGCGCGUCAAGUUCCUGGCCACGUUCCUGUCGCGUGUGAACCAGCACGAGGUGACGGUGACGGCCAACAAGUUCCGCAACUUGCAUCUGUACGGCUGCUGGUGGUACUGCAACAACCCGUCGAUCAUCGAGGAGCUGACGCGCAUGCGCAUCGAGAUCCUGGGCACGGCGUUCACGAGUCAGCACUCGGACGCGCGUGUGCUGGACCAGCUCAUCUACAAGUGGAGCCACUCGCGCGACGUGAUCGGCGAGGUGUUGGUGGACAUGUACGAGAAGUUGUUCGCGACGGGCUGGAAGGUGUCCAAGGGCGACAUCGAGCGCGACGUGCAGCGUCUGUUCGGUCAGAGCUACGAAGACUUCAUGGACAAGAAGAUGUAA